This is a messenger RNA of Botrytis cinerea B05.10, 2918 nucleotides long. RefSeq lists its product as hypothetical. The coding region runs from base 120 to 2699 and encodes 859 amino acids. NCBI's taxonomy places the organism in Eukaryota, Fungi, Ascomycota, Leotiomycetes, Helotiales, Sclerotiniaceae. The transcript is spliced from 3 exons. The record is from RefSeq and is a predicted model, not a curated record.
GAUUAAGUAAUUGUAUAAUUUCACAAUGCCUACUAAAAUAAUAAACAAUUCUUCAAUUUUAAAAUAUCAAGCGGUGCUUUGAGAUUUUCCAAAUACUGUUAAAACGAGUGCCUUUUAUUAUGUCUCGCUUCGCAGAUUAUUACCCACCCUCGUCAACUUCAGCGUCAUCGCGUGGGGAUUCGCCGUGGUCUCGCAAUUCACGUACAACUUCUUCAAUCUCCACUGCCCCAACAUCGUUGGCAGCAUCUACAGAGAGACGUAGUGUAUCUUUCAAAGAACCUUAUAAAUAUGGAAGAUAUUAUGAAGAACCUGAAGAUGACACCGAAGAUUCUUUAAUCGAACGCGAAAACGAACUCAGAAACCGGUGGGAAAGAGAAACGCCUCAUUACUAUCAUCAUCAUGAAUCAUUGUCUCCAAGAGAUACCUCUAUUCUUCCCGCUCAUAGCCACACACCGAAAUCUACGAGAGAGAGUAAUUCGUGGACUCCCAAUUCAACACAAGACUCAACCAUUUACUUGCAGUUCGAAUGUAGCGAGGAUAUCGAGGUCUACCUAGAGGAGCUUUCUCGUUUAAAAAGACUCGGGAGGUGCUAUGAUGCCAAACAAUAUUUCGAGUCUUGCUCUACCUAUUGUGGCGAUCAUCCAGAUUUCAUCAUUGAAUAUGUUGACAUCUUGUUGUCGCAAGGCGCAUGUAAGGAUGUUCUCGAGCUUAUCACGACCGAGAAUCGUCCAAUCUUGACCAAAGAUUGUGGUCAAAUCUACCAUCACUACCUACAUUCCGCAUUUUGUGCAGCAAAAGCUGUUACUUUAGGGUGGUCUGACGAGGCAGUUCUGCAAUGGGGACAAGCAAAAUCAGAGCUGAUUUCGGAAUUAAAGCGAGACUUUACUAAGUUGAGUUCAAUUCAGAUUCGAUUCCUCUGUCAUUUGUUAUAUCUAGAAACUCCCUAUGAGCUAUCAAUGAGUUCAUCGUAUCUAACCCCCAUGGUUGAAUCCAUCACUGUAUUUGAAUGGCGCGAGUUAUAUUCGCAUCUUUUAUUGACGAACAGAGUUUGGGAUAUGCGAGAUAUAUUUUAUCAUCUACUAGGUUCAUUGACUGUGAAGCAAGUGGUAGGGAUGUUUUUUGACACAAAGAUGAGUCUAGACCAUUCUAUCAAUACAUUCGCGACGCAGUGGGCUCAAGAGCACGAUGAAUCCACAAAUCUUGCCAUUCUUGAUGUAUUGGCUACGCUGUUGCUUCGAGGGAUUCCAGAAGAGGGACUCCUUGACAAAGCAGACCGACAAUGGAUUGAUCUAUGCAUGAUCCAUAGCCGAAAUAUUGCAACUUCGAUCAGGGAGAACUAUCCUGCAAGCAUUAAGUCUAGCCCUUACUUACGAUGGAUUCUAGCUGAAGUAAGAUGGGCCGAUGUAUCCGUAGAAAGCCAAGAAUCAUCGCGCUGGUCGUAUCUUGACGAUUCCCCUGGACUAUUAUAUUUCGAUGGCCGUCUUCCUAUUUAUGUGCCUUUUGCGUCAGAAAAUCCAGGUUGGAGAAUUCCACCUCUCUCAGAGCAUACAAUUGAGUUAUUGAUACUCGGACUGAAUACUGCACGAGAUCUUGGUCAUUAUUAUUUGGAAGUCCUCUAUCUGGAAGAGCUUGUGUGCAGGUCAAACGUUCCAGAAAUUUAUCUUGCAGAUUUGAAAAAUUUGCAAAAGAAUGUAAUCGGGAAUGAUUCCGGUUAUCUCAGUGCAUGUUUGGCUCAAUAUCUGUUAGGAGCAGAUCAAGAUUCCCAGAAAGAUCUUAGUAAUGAAUUGUGUGAGAUCGAUAGACAAGACGAUUCUACAAAUAGAGGAAAUCCCAUCUUAAAAUGGGCCCAGAGACAGAUUCAACAGGCAAUAUCUCGUUCCCUGGGUAGCCCCCAAGCACAACAAGAUCUAUACUCAUGGAUGGAAAGGUCGGCAUAUCAUCAAAUUCCUGAACAAUACCGCGACCAGCUUCAGCGCUUUCACCCAGUUUCACAUAACAUGAAUUACUAUCGAGGAGAAAAUAACAUCGCGAAAUACGUCGUAGAAGGUAGAGCCCCGAUAUCAUACAGUUACAAAGUCCCACAGACUAGAACGAGCCCGAUUUUAAGGCGAAGGAGCCCAUCACCUCCAAGGCGACCCUAUGCAGAAGUGCCAGAAAGGGCCGGUUCUUCUGCUCUACGGUCGCAUGAGCUGCCUUUUGAGAGAGAAAAGAGGCUUCCUGGAUACACACUUGCCAGUCUUAAGCCCGCACAAAACUCCAGUGACGAUCGGGUCAUCACGGAUCUCUCUGAGCGUUUCCGUGUGCGAAAUCCGAAGAUUACCGGCAGCCGUAUAUUAAAUCGCUAUGAUGAUUCAGAGAAAAAGAACCAGACAUCUUCAUUAUCUCAUGAGCGAAAUGAGCUUUCUUCGGAACAAGCGAAAGAAAUAUCUGCUUCAAUGAAGGUCGACAACAGAGCCGGAACUCGAAGUAUAGAGUCAGAAAGUAGGAGUGAAUUGUCAACCAGAGUUGCUAAAAGUAAAGGGAUAGAAAAGCACGAUAAUAUCGUUGGUGAACCUUCAAGGACACAGGAAGUAAACUAUAAUAGCCCACAGGCAGAUCGUACUAAGGGCCCGAGAGCUCAAUACUUUGAUGAUGAUGAGACUAAGAAAGACCCCAAGCAUAAAUACGCGAAUAGCCACAGCUCAGAUGACUCUGAGUAAGAACUCACUUUGAGACAUGGAUGGUGAGGGGAAGUGGUAUGGCUAUACUGUUCGGUAGUGUUUUAAGAUAGAGAGAAAUGAAUGGUGACAGCACUGAGCUUUAGUGAAAGACCAAGGAGAAGAAAAAAAAACUUAUGGAGACUGUGAUGGCAUAUGAGAAACGGGAAUGGGCAGCGGUCAACAAAGACCGAGCCUUUCAUAAUUAAAUAUGGUCGGCCA